UACAACCUAACAAAUAUUAAAUAUAAUACAGUUUUAUUUAAUGUAUAAUAUAUUCUGUUAUAAAAUACGUAUUUUCCAAAAUCAAAUGCCUAAUUAAUAUUUAAACAUUCUUUCGAUUGGAGGCCUUGAAUUGUAAAGAUUAAAUUUUCUAAUCUUAUAUAUAUAAGCAUGAUUAGAACAAUUAAAUCUUAACCUAAAACAAUCAAUUGUUCUGAUACUGAUUACUGAACUGAUAAAUAUUUAAUUGUUGUUUGUAACUACUAUGGAUUAGUUAAUAAGGGUUCUUUAAACAAUACAAGUGAUUUAUAUAAUAAUAUUCAACAUGAAGUUGGUUCUCAUGUUAUUUGGAAUAGCAUCAGUUUGUUAUGGAGCUACUUUAAGAAGUCCCAAGGAAGACCAUAAAGACGGAGAUAGAUAUUUUUAUUUUCCUGGAGAUGGAGAUAAUAUGCUUCAUUUAGUAGAUAUUAUGGAGCCGAUUGAUUAUAAUAUGAUUGAUCAAAUUAGAAAGAAUCCUAUAAGUCAUCGUUACUGGUUGUUUUCUAGGUAUAAUCCCACCACACCGCAAGUAAUCAGUCACGGCACAAAGCAGUCAAUCCUGAACUCAAACUUUAAUAAACAUAAGGACAUCGUUUUCUUAGUUCAUGGAUGGUUUGGUAGUGGAGUUAAUAAAAUGAAUAAAAUGCUAACUGAUGCAUUCCUUCGUAAAAAAGACGUAAAUAUUAUAGUAGUUGACUGGAGUGCUCUAGCAACAAGAAAUUAUAUGACUGCAAAAAGGGGAGUGGCUACUAUUGGUCAACAGCUGGGACAGUUCAUUAACUGGCUUUAUAAGGAAUUUAACGUAUCAUAUAAUAACAUGCAUUUAGUUGGAUUCAGUUUGGGUGCCCAUUUAGUCGGAAAUGCUGGAAAGGCCACUCAAGGUCGCGUAAAAAGAAUAACAGGUUUAGAUCCAGCCGGUCCCUUAUGGAAACAUGACAAGAAUCGUCUUAAUAAAACAGACGCUCAGUAUGUGGAAAUAAUACACACAAACACAGCUUUGUAUGGGUUUUCCGAGCUUUGUGGACAUGCAGACUUCUUUCCCAACGGAGGUGAUAUCAUGCCCGGAUGUUGGUUCAAUGUUUGCUCACAUAGCAAAGGAUAUGAAUAUAUGGCAGCUACGAUUUUAUAUGAUCAUCUAGUCGCCAGAGAAUGUUUUACACUGAAAAAUGUGGAAGACGACAAAUGCUUUGGAGACAUGUAUCCCAUGGGAAAUGGUGUUUUGUCUAAGUCAAGAUCAGGAAUUUUUCGAGUAAAUACAGGCGACUAUUUCCCUUUUUAAACAAAUUGAUAUCAUGUAAUAAAUUUGUAAAUAAUACAAUAUACCUUAAGUCUAGGUGUAUGUACUUAUGUAUACGCGUUAGAAGUUAUACUUCGUUGGCGUAACAAGAUAAAAAUCUUUUCAAAAAUUAUAUAUUU
Messenger RNA from Pieris rapae (cabbage white), 1452 nucleotides. RefSeq names its product endothelial lipase-like. Gene Ontology annotation, biological process: lipid metabolic process. Lineage: Eukaryota; Metazoa; Arthropoda; Insecta; Lepidoptera; Pieridae. The transcript is spliced from 6 exons. The record is from RefSeq and is a predicted model, not a curated record. Gene Ontology annotation, molecular function: lipase activity. The coding region runs from base 323 to 1315 and encodes 330 amino acids.